Messenger RNA from Fragaria vesca subsp. vesca, 1397 nucleotides. RefSeq lists its product as uncharacterized. The transcript is spliced from 9 exons. NCBI's taxonomy places the organism in Eukaryota, Viridiplantae, Streptophyta, Magnoliopsida, Rosales, Rosaceae. The coding region runs from base 106 to 1050 and encodes 314 amino acids. The record is from RefSeq and is a predicted model, not a curated record.
CAGUAUUAUUUGGUUUUGCGGAAUCUGAAUUUCCUUGUGAUAGUUCUGUGAAAUUCUUUCUGAUAAGACGAUCAAGUUGUUGAGACGCAGCCCCCAGGAGCAGAGAUGAAGGGUCUGUUAGCUUAUUUGGUGGCCUUUUUGGUGGUUGCCUCUGGGAUCCCUUCAGGACUGUCUUACAACACAGCGCCAGCUUUCCUCUGGUCACCACAUUACCAUCAUGUCAAGGCAGCCGUCAAUUACCAGACUAUCUCUCCAAAGGAUUUGGCAAAGUCUGUGCUUUCAGAAGGGGGCUGGUCGAACUUGCUGUGUCCUAGCAACGAAGUUCAUCAGCCUUUGGAUCUUGCUCUUGUCUUUGUUGGUACAGAGUUGCAAUCUUCGGAUAUUUCUGCAAGCAAACAUGCUGAUCCAGCUCUUGUGGACUUGCUCAAAGUCUCUUUCACACGAUCAAAUUUCUCUAUGGCAUUCCCCUAUAUUUCUACAUCAGAGAAGGAUACCAUGGAAAGUUCUCUAUUGUCAGGGAUGUCAGAUAUUUGUGGGCAGAAUUUUGGACUCAGUAAUGUUCGUUUCUCAGAGUCAUGCUCUAUGGAGGGUGAUAAUGUUCAAAAGCUUUCAGACCUGCAAUCAGUCCGUAAUUAUCUUGUUUCGAGGAUGGAGAAGAGAUCAAAUGGUGAAGCAGAUUUGGUGGUGUUCUGCCACAGAGGAUCUGAUUCUUCAAACGAACUAGAACACCCACAUCCAGAGAGUAAAAUUUUCUCUGAGAUUAUUAGUUCCGUGGAUCAGUCUGGUGCAAAGUAUGCAGUUCUUUAUGUUUCAGACCCCAUUAAAUCAAUCCAGUAUCCUUCUCAUCGAGAGUUAGAAAGGUUUCUUGCUGAAAGUUCUGGAAAUGCAUCAGCCAAUUCGACAGCCUGUGAUGAAGUUUGUCAGAUCAAAUCAUCACUUCUGGAGGGACUUCUAGUUGCAAUUGUUCUGCUUAUAAUAUUAAUAUCAGGCAUCUGCUGUAUGAUGGGCAUUGACACUCCAACGAGAUUUGAGGCACCCCAAGAGUCUUAACUGAUUGCAUGUGCAUGAUUUCUCUUAUCUGAUGUGGUGCUGGUUAAUGUUGGGUCUCACUGGUUUGAGCAUCACUCAAAGCAGUUGCAUGUUAUAUAUAGUUGCAGGGGGUGGUUGUUGCCUUGUAAUUUUGUUCAGGGUUAUUCUAUUAUGUUGGUAAUAAUGCAUGUCCCAUUUAGGUUAGUUUGUAGAAGCAUGUGUCUUCAUGGUAAUGGUUUUGACUUGCCUAUGUAAUUGAAUAACUACUGAGUUUUUUUUAUCAUUUAUUAUGAUAGGGAAGAAAAACAGAAUAAUAUACCAUUGCCUCUUGUGCAAGAGCUAAUCAUGAUUUGUACCCCAACCCCCAU